Messenger RNA from Nothoprocta perdicaria, 666 nucleotides. RefSeq names its product olfactory receptor 6B1-like. Lineage: Eukaryota; Metazoa; Chordata; Aves; Tinamiformes; Tinamidae. Bases 1 to 666 code for a protein of 221 amino acids. Gene Ontology annotation, biological process: G protein-coupled receptor signaling pathway. Gene Ontology annotation, molecular function: G protein-coupled receptor activity; olfactory receptor activity. The transcript is spliced from 2 exons. Gene Ontology annotation, cellular component: membrane. The record is from RefSeq and is a predicted model, not a curated record.
AUGAAGAACCAAACAACUAUCAAUGAGUUCGUUCUUCUGGGAUUUUCUUACGGGCUGCAGGGGCAGACUGUACUUUUCCUGGUCUUUCUAGUCACCUACAUGGUGACAAUCACUGAAAAUACAAUCAUCAUCUUUGUGGUGAAUAGGAACCACUGCUUGCAUAAGCCAAUGUAUUAUUUCCUGGGGAACUUGUCCUUCCUGGAGAUGUGGUACAUCUCUGUAACACUGCCCAGGUUUUUGUUUGGAUUCUGGUCGCAGACAAAGAGCAUCUCCUUCUCCAGCUGCAUGACCCAGCUGUACUUCUUCAUUUCCCUCAUGUGCACCGAAUGUGUCCUUUUGGCUGUGAUGGCCUAUGACCGCUUUUUGGCUGUCUGUCAUCCUCUGCGCUACCCGGCCAUCAUGACCCACAAGCUGUGCUGUCAGCUGUCCAUUCUCUCAUGGACAGGAGGCUUCUCUAUUUCCUUGGUCAAGGUGUCUUUCAUUUCACGCCUCACGUUCUGUGGUCCACAAGUCAUAAACCACUUCUUUUGUGACAUAUCUCCAGUCCUGAACCUAUCUUGCACUGACAUAUCCCUUGCAGAAACAGUGGACUUUGCACUGGCCCUUCCACUCUCUUCAUGUAUGCCAGGCCCAGGAAGAUCCAUCCUUUCAACCUCAACAAAAUAG